AUGAACGUGCUCGGUCACAUGCAGCAAGGAGGUUCGCCAACACCCUUCGACAGGAACAUGGGCACCAAGAUGGCGGCCAAGUCUCUCCACUGGCUGGUUGAGAAUAUUCAACGUGGCAACACCGGACCCGAUUCCGCCUGUUUACUCGGCGUUGUGAAGAGACAAUAUAAAUUCACACCGCUCGAAGAGCUCAAAGCUCAGACUAAUUUCGCCCAAAGAAUAGCGAAGCAGCAAUGGUGGAUGAAGUUGCGUCCUUUGCUGCGUAUCCUCGCGAAACACGAUUCUACUUACGAGGAGGAAGGCAUGUACAUGACAGUGGAACAAGGAGAGUUAGAUCCUGAACAUGUUAUCUAA
Danaus chrysippus (African queen) is the source of this 354-nucleotide messenger RNA. NCBI's taxonomy places the organism in Eukaryota, Metazoa, Arthropoda, Insecta, Lepidoptera, Nymphalidae. The record is from the annotation of a GenBank genome assembly.